Otolemur garnettii (small-eared galago) is the source of this 580-nucleotide messenger RNA. RefSeq names its product ATP synthase subunit d, mitochondrial. The record is from RefSeq and is a predicted model, not a curated record. Bases 33 to 518 code for a protein of 161 amino acids. The transcript has a single exon. Gene Ontology annotation, biological process: proton motive force-driven ATP synthesis. Lineage: Eukaryota; Metazoa; Chordata; Mammalia; Primates; Galagidae. Gene Ontology annotation, molecular function: proton transmembrane transporter activity.
UGUGGCCAUCAGGGUCGGUGAAGGAUUCCAAGAUGGCUGGGAGAAAACUUGCUCUAAAAGCCAUUGACUGGGUAGCUUUUGGAGAGAUCAUACCCCGAAAUCAAAAGGCUAUUGCUAAUUCCCUGAAAUCUUGGAAUGAGACCCUCACCUCCAGGUUGGCUACUCUACCUGAGAAUCCACCAGCUAUUGACUGGGCUUACUACAAGGCCAGUGUGGCCAAGGCAGGCUUGGUGGAUGACUUUGAGAAGAAGUUUACUGCCCUGAAGUUUCCUGUACCAGAGGAUAAAUGCACUGCCCUAGUGGAUGCUGAAGAAAAAGAAGACGUGAAAAGUUGUGCUGAGUUUGUGUCUCUCUCAAAGGACAGAAUUGUGGAAUAUGAGAAACAGCUGGAGAAAAUGAGGAACUUGAUUCCAUUUGAGCAGAUGACCAUUGAGGAUUUGAAUGAAGCCUUCCUGGAAACCACAUUAGACAAGAAGAAAUAUCCCUGUUGGCCUCACCGACCAAUCGAGAAUUUAUAAAAUAGUCUGGGACAAAGUUCUGGCCCUUAUGUUACACAAUCUGGACAGUAAAAAUAAAAAUU